UUAGGAAUUUCUCAAGAACAUAAAAAGUUUAGAAUUCAAAUAGUUAAAGAAUUGAUUAAGGAAGCAACUCAAAACCCAUUAAAAAGAAAUACUCGUAAUGGAGAAAAUGGAGAGACAUCUGAAAAGAAAAAUGACAAUAAAAGAUUUCGUGUUUCUGACAUUUUUGAAUUACCAGCAACUAAAUUAAUUG
This is a messenger RNA of Entrophospora sp. SA101, 190 nucleotides long. The record is from the annotation of a GenBank genome assembly. Lineage: Eukaryota; Fungi; Glomeromycota; Glomeromycetes; Entrophosporales; Entrophosporaceae.